AUGGGUGCAAUCCAGCAUAGCAAGAUGUGGCGUUUGCCCAUUCUUUUGGAAAUGUCUGUACAAAUCCGCAACGAGGUUCAGGAGAUGCUGAAGGUAGGGAUCAUAACCCCCUCAGACAGUCCCCGGGCAGCACCGGUAGUGCUGGUAGACAAACCUGACGGCUCUAUAAGAUUUUUUGUUGACUACCAAAAGUUAAAUCACGUCACUAAGGCAAACGCCUAUCCAAUGCCCCUCUUAGAUGACCUAAUUGAGACCAUAGGCAGGUGCCAUUUCAUUACCUUUCUAGACAUGAUAAAAGGCUAUUAUCAAGUAAAAAUGUAUCCUGGGGACCAGGAAAAGACUGCCUUUAGAAGUCCCCUAGGAUUAUAUGAAUUUAAGGUGAUGGCCUUUGGGCUAAAAAAUGCGCCAGCGACCUUUCAAAGGCUAGUGGAUGGGAUCCUGCAUGGAUUAGGGGAGUUCACAGUAGCUUACCUGGAUGAUAUUGCCAUUUUUAGUCAGACCUGGUCCGAACAUAAAGAGCACCUAGAGUUAGUGCUACAAAGAAUUAAAGAGACGGGCUUGACCAUUAAGGCUAGUAAAUGUCAGAUUGGGGACUCAGAAAUCAAGUACCUUGGACAUAUGGUGGGUGGAGGAAUAAUAAAGCCUUCAGAAACCAAGGUAGAAGCAAUUACGAACUGGCCUAUCCCUACGUCAAAAAAGAAAGUGAGAGCCUUCCUAGGUUUGGCAGGGUUUUAUCGAAAUUUUUUCCCUAAGUUCAGUGAACUAGCUGCACCACUGACCAACCUGACUCGCAAGAAAGAACCGGAGAGUGUUGAGGGGACAUCAGCGGGCCAGCAGUCAUUUGAUGCGCUAAAGAAUUCCUUGACUACCGGACCAGUCCUCAUCGCACCGAACCAUGACCUAGAGUUCACCAUCUUUACAGAUGCAUCGAAUGCCGGGAUCAGAGCCAUGUUGUGUCAACCGGGAGAGGAAGACAACCUGCAUCCGAUCAUGUAUGUCAGCAAGAAAUUGCUACCCAGAGAGAAACACCUUUCCACAAUAGAAAAGGUAUGUUUUGUUAUCGUCUGGUCCCUACAGAAGUUGAAGCCAUACAUCUGGGGGCAGAAAUUUAUACUGUGCACUGAUCAUUCACCCUUGCUUUGGUUAAGGACAAUGAGAACCAAUAG
This is a messenger RNA of Podarcis lilfordi (Lilford's wall lizard), 1166 nucleotides long. The record is from the annotation of a GenBank genome assembly. Lineage: Eukaryota; Metazoa; Chordata; Lepidosauria; Squamata; Lacertidae.